Messenger RNA from Dichomitus squalens LYAD-421 SS1, 849 nucleotides. RefSeq lists its product as uncharacterized. The record is from RefSeq and is a predicted model, not a curated record. Bases 1 to 849 code for a protein of 282 amino acids. Gene Ontology annotation, cellular component: fungal-type vacuole membrane. NCBI's taxonomy places the organism in Eukaryota, Fungi, Basidiomycota, Agaricomycetes, Polyporales, Polyporaceae. The transcript is spliced from 9 exons.
AUGGCCUCUUUUCACGAAUUACAGAACCUUGCUGAGGCCGCCUCACCAAUGGGAGAGAAACCGCCCGAGGAACGCUCCGUUAACGACGAGCUGAAGACAACCUCGCCCACAACCUCGUCAUCUUUCCCAGAGGGCGGUCUGAGAGCAUGGCUGACUGUUCUUGGAGGAUCCAUGGUCGUCAUGUGCACGUUUGGCAUCGUACAGUCCUUCGGUGUCUUCCAGGAUUACUACACGCGUGUGUCGCUGAAAGAACACAGUCCGUCCCAGAUUAGUUGGAUAGGCUCCUUUCAACUCUUCCUGCUCUUUGCUGUCGCUCUGCCGUCUGGUCGCCUCUAUGACGAAGGAUUCUUCCGCUACCUGAUUGCCUGUGGCUCCUUGCUCUAUCUCUUCUCGGUCUUCAUGCUGUCUCUCACUAAACCCCACAAGUACUACGAAACGUUCUUAUCCCAAGGCCUCGGCGUCGGGGCGUUCUUCACAUUCUGGGGCCUUUUCUUCCCGUUCUUCUAUCUACAGCUCUACGGUUCCUUGCAUGGAGUAUCCCAUAGCUUCACGAUCUACAUAAUCCCCAUCCUCAACGGUGCUUCAUUGUUUGGUCGAACAAUACCCAACUUCCUCGCCGACUACUACGGUCGAUUCAAUGUGAUCAUCCCGAUGACCACCAUUGCUGGCCUCCUGAUGUUCGCGAUGUUCGGUGCGAAGACGGAGCACGGCAUCAUUGCGUUCGCCAUCCUGUACGGCUUUUUCUCUGGGUGCUUCCUUUCCAUGGCCGCGCCAAUGAUCACUGUGUUCGCGAAGAGCGUUGACGAAGUUGGGUCCGUAUCCUGUCUUCUCCCCCCUCUCUUACUAUAG